Messenger RNA from Salvia hispanica, 2972 nucleotides. NCBI's taxonomy places the organism in Eukaryota, Viridiplantae, Streptophyta, Magnoliopsida, Lamiales, Lamiaceae. The record is from RefSeq and is a predicted model, not a curated record.
UGAGUGCUGGCCAAAUUGUUGCAAUGGCAGAGGCAGCGGUGUCGAUUGCUCUUGAAACCAUCCGUGAUUUGCUAUUGGAAGAGGGACGGUUUUUAGCUGGUGUUGCCGAUCAAGUCAAGGAGCUCGAGCGGCAGCUCAAAGAGAUGAAGUGUUUCCUCAAAGACGCUGAUAAACGACAACAUGAAAGCAGUACGAUCUUCAAUUGGAUCUCGGAGAUCAGAGAUCUCGUCUACAGAUCUGAAUCCGCCAUUGAAAGACACGCAGCUUAUCAAGUUUAUUCAAGGAGAAUAAGCCUCAGGCAGUUCGUGCGCAAAUAUUCCUGCAUUUUGAUAGAUUGCAACUCACUCCACCAAUUAGGCUCCGAGAUUUCACAAAUUACAUCAAGUCUGGAGAGGAUAAGCAAGGCUAUGCAAGAAAACGGCAUAAAAAGAAGCAUAAUCAUGAAUCCAAAUGGAGAGCGGGAAAGCUCGGGUGGAAACAACAUGUCAAGGAAGACUUUCCCCAAUUUGGAGAUGGGAGAUUGCUUCAUAGGCAUGGAGGAUGAGCUGAAGCAGCUGGUUCAAUUCCUAGGGCAAGAAACAGAGGAUCGAAUUAUAUCUGUUUGGGGAAUGGGAGGGUCAGGCAAGACCGCCAUUGCCAAGAAGCUCUACAACGAGACAACCGACUUUGAUCUCUCGGCAUGGGUUUGCAUUACUCAGCAAUGUGAGAGUCGAUCAGUUUGGGAGGAUGUUUUGAGGCAACUAGAGAUGAAGAACAAGAAGAAGAAGGGUGUUUCAUGCCUGAAUGACGAGCCACGAAUGAGGGAGGAGGUUCCGAAUCUGAGCAAUUCAGAGUUGAUUGAGAGACUAUGUGAGAUACAGAUAGAGAAGCGAUGUCUCAUUGUUUUGGAUGAUGUUUGGGAGCUUGAUCAUUGGCGUGAGUUGAAGCAUCCAUUCAUUGUUCAAAAUUUGCGGAGCAAAAUAUUGGUGACAACACGGAAACAAAAGGUUGCAGAGAUUGGAUUGGCAGUGAAACAUGGGCUCUUACAUAUGGACGCUGCUUUGGAACUACUCAAAUACAAAGCAUUUCGGCAUGGAAAUAUUCCAGACUUUGCAUUGGAAGAAGAAUUUGAAAAAAUUGGGAAAGAAAUGGUGCAGAAAUGUGGGUAUUUGCCAUUGGCAAUUUGUUUACUCGGUGGGGUUUUGAGAGAGAAAAAAUCGAUUGUUGAGUGGGAAUCAGUAAAUGAGCACAUCAAAGCAGCCAUAUACGGAGUUGAAGAGCAGAUUGAUGGAGUGCUUAAUUUAAGCUAUGAAAGUCUACCCUAUUAUUUGAAGCCUUGCUUUAUGUAUAUGGGUAUUCUUCACGAGGAUGAAAACAUACUUACUUGGGAGCUAUAUAGCAUGUGGAUUGCACAAGGCAUGAUUUCAUAUGAGAAUAUUGGAGACAAGGAGGAUACUUUAAUGGAUAUCGCUGAGUUAUACUUAAGUGAGUUAGCCUCCAGGUCCAUUGUUCAGGUUGAAAUUUAUUAUGAUUAUGAUGUAGCAAGUAGAAAUUUUAAGUAUAAGACAUGCAAACUUCAUGAUGUAGUACGAGAACUAUGUUUGAAAUUGGGAAAAAGGGAGCAUUUUGGUGUGCAGAGUUUGGAGUAUAAAGGUGGGAAACUUAGUACCUUACUACGGGAAGCUUCGUCGGAUAUGAAAAUACAACAUUUAGCUAUUCAUUUCAGAAGUGAAGUCGAGCAUGAGCAUAUAGUUUCUUGUGGAAAAGAUAUUACGGAGCAUAUAAGGUCUGUUCAAUACCCUUGAUUUGAGGUAUUCAAACAAUGUUGAAGUUCCAAAUGUUUUUAAGGAGAUGUUGCGAUUAAAACACUUGACUCUUCCUGUCUAUGGAGAUGAAAACAUUAGAGAUUAUCGACUAAGAUUGGACGAGGGAGUAUAUGAGUUGGAGACUCUAUUUUGCUUUGAUAGUAGAUGUCAUGAACUUAAAUGUAUGGACAAAAUGAAGAAUCUCCGACGUUUUAUGGCAAUAAUACACGAUAAUGAUAGCUUGUCAGCUAUCAUGAAUGGCAUUAUGAACUGGAACAAGAUAAGCGAUUGUUGUGUUUCCAUUGAAGGAAGUUGCGACUUAACAGGUGAGCGAAUGCUGGAGAAGGCUUUGACAUGUCCCAAUCUUUAUGAAUUGAUUAUUAAUUCAAAAAUAGGGAAGGCGCUGGCAGAGUGCGGGAGUGAUUUGUUGAGCUCGAAACUUAGGCAGUUGGAUCUGUCUGAUUCUGAGAUUGAGGAUGAUCCAAUGGGGAUACUGGGAAAGCUUCCUUGCUUGAUACAAUUGGAAUUAGGUCCGGAGUCAUUUGUUGGGGAGGAGAUGACGUGUCCAGAAAAUAGUUUUCUUCGCCUCAAGGAGCUAGAAUUAAUAGGUUUACCGAAGUUGAGGAUGUGGAGAGUGGAGGCAGGAGCCAUGCCCCUUCUCUCUCAAUUAAAGUUCGAAGAAUGUUCUUGUCUAGAGAUGAUGCCAGAGGGAUUGAGUGGCAUUUCUUCCCUUCAGACUCUUGUAAUUGAAGGAAUGCCAAAAUUGAAAGAAAGGGUAUCAGCAUCAGGACAUGAUUUCCACAAAGUCCGCCAUGUCCCUUCAAUUCUUAUCAAGGACUAGUAAUAUUCACCCAGUAGCAUCAUUGUAUAUUAUGGUGGUUGAGCAACUUGGAGAGCAACUGAUUGAUUAUCACUACCACUUUUGGUGCUCAAUAAAAACAGUUUACCUUUCUCUAAAGGCUACAUUCCUUGCUAAGGUUUUGUUGAAGCUCAACUCGUUGUAAGAUACUACUCCUAGUAUAGUUGUGUUUGAAUUGAUAUUAUUGAUGGUCUGUAAUAACUCAUACGUUGUAAGUGAAAAAUUAUAUAAUUGUGUUUGUGUUGAAUUCGAUUUGUAUUGAGUUGAAAUUGAUAGUCUGUAAUAACUCAAAUGUUGAAAGUGAAGUAUUGUAUGAUUGUGUUUGGGUU